Ilyonectria robusta is the source of this 704-nucleotide messenger RNA. RefSeq lists its product as uncharacterized. The transcript has a single exon. The coding region runs from base 62 to 481 and encodes 139 amino acids. Lineage: Eukaryota; Fungi; Ascomycota; Sordariomycetes; Hypocreales; Nectriaceae. The record is from RefSeq and is a predicted model, not a curated record.
GGGACGAAACGACCCUGACUGGAGUAGGGACGGACAAGGUACGCACUUGCCUCCACUGUCGAUGGCAAUUUUUUUUCUGUCGUUUUCUUGCAGGCCAUCUGUCAAUGGGCUGACAUUUGUCUUCUUCCUAUCUACUCCUCCUUGUCUCCUAUAUAUCCUGGACAGUACUACAGUACCUGGCGUCGUCGCCCAAUUCACUCGUCGAGUCGAGACCCAUUACAGCGACAAGUCGGGGGCAAUCAGCACCAGCAUCAGCAUACUGCACACCCGGAGCAAAAACCUCUUUAUCUUCAAGACCCUGUCGCAGUCGCUUCAAAAGCACCCUGUCCCAAGCACGGCGUCUCCCACUCGCCCGCCGGCACACCACAAAGCCACCAACCAAGCCAAACCAGCCAACCAUUGCCUAUCGUUCGCCGUUGUCCAGUCGUCUGGUCUCCUUGAUCGACCUGGGCUUGAAGCCUCGAUUGCCUACCUUGUCUAGCUUUAGUUCUGGACCAAGACCUGGGCCUGGGAUUACUUCUGCGACCCCAGCCGAUCUCCCCGAUACGGAUCCAGCGCUCCCGUCCGCAGUCGCAUCGCAUCGCGCCGUCCUGCGCCUGGGUUUUGCUCUACGUUGCGUCGCCGCGUUCCGACUAGGAUUGCACUGCAUCGCAUCUGCAUUGCCUUGCUCUGGUACUUCGUACUGUACACCACAGGUACGUAGG